AUGGCUUACAAACUCGCCUACAAGGCAGGGCACAGGCUCGUUCUCCAGGGGUUCCAGCCCAUUGCAGUGUCGAAGGCAAAUAACAGGCUGACAGUAGCCGGAACGACUAGCACCCCUGAAAACGACGAUCUGAGUCAGUCGCACGCAACGACUACCACCUCCGAACACGGGGACCUGAGUACGUCGCACGGUGAACCCGACCUACGUGCUACCAAUUCGAAGAACGACACCUCAGACACCUCGAGCUCAUUCAGCACAACGUCGACGUCGUCCAGCACAACGUCGACGUCGACCACAACGACAUCGACGAACCCGCCACCGCCAACAAGUGCCCCGUACAAGCCAGGAGACUUUCUUCUGUGUUCCAUCACAUCCGGCAUGGCAGACCAUCUCCCUAAAGAUGGCUUGUGAAACAUCAUCUCACGACUAACACCAGCGUAAUGUUUUCUAGCAACAGUGUAAUUGCGUUCAACCGCAUCAGAAGAUAUGUUGCUGCGUCAAGGAGAACUCAAUGCGGGCUGCACUUCGAGUUCAACACUAUCGUCGAGCACCGAAAUAACAUCGGAAGUUCAUCAACGCUCCAAGCCAUUACAGAGAUCGGUGCGCCCUUGUCCGGCGUCCUCGCUGCCGAAGUGGGAUCAAACUGGGAUGAGCGUAGCGAAGCCACGAGUGUCUUGCUUCGCGUGCUGCAGAGCCAACUACAGAGCACGGACGGGCCAGCCAUCGGAGUGACUGCACAAGGCGCGUCCGGCAAAAGGAAAGAUGUCCUUGGAGUCCUUUCACAUCUUUUGAAUGGUGCAAAGAGAAAAGAGUCCGCGUUACCGAUGGUGUAUACAGCCUGGCAUGGGACGGUUUUACUGUGAAAGUGGCAGAUGACCUGGUCACCAUAAAAGCAAAGGUUUGUGCGGCGAGAUCAACUGGUUUUCAAGGACACUGGGCCGUUUUUGCCCUUGAGCGUGCAGACGACUAUAGUUGCGGGCACUUGUCCUAUACGGACAUUCUUCGAAAAAUGGACCAGUGCAGCCGAACAAAAAAUAUAUAGUGACCCAAACCCAUACUAGGCUGUCACAUCAUUGACUCACGAACGCCUCAUUACCAUACGUGAACGGCACGAU
Ornithodoros turicata is the source of this 1115-nucleotide messenger RNA. RefSeq lists its product as uncharacterized. Bases 1 to 411 code for a protein of 136 amino acids. The transcript has 9 exons. NCBI's taxonomy places the organism in Eukaryota, Metazoa, Arthropoda, Arachnida, Ixodida, Argasidae. The record is from RefSeq and is a predicted model, not a curated record.